Molecule: messenger RNA, 1069 nt
Organism: Scleropages formosus (Asian bonytongue)
Lineage: Eukaryota; Metazoa; Chordata; Actinopteri; Osteoglossiformes; Osteoglossidae
Gene: cmss1
Product: cms1 ribosomal small subunit homolog
Exons: 10
Coding region: 32-901 (289 amino acids)
Cellular component (GO): 90S preribosome; nucleus
Source: RefSeq, a predicted model, not a curated record
ACGUUUUGCAGCGGCCUUUUGAGUUUUAAAGAUGGGAGACGACCUGGGAGAUGAGUGGUGGAAACAUACUGGUAGCUCAGAUGUGUCAGAUGAGGGAGAGGAGGAGAAGCCUGAUGAAGAAGACAAACCUAAAAAGAAGGUUUCCGAAGAGCAAACAUCGAAGAAGAGGAAGAGCCAGGCUGUGAAGUCAGGCAAGGCUAAGAAGAAGAAGGAGUGCUUUGUUGCUCAGGAGAAAGAAGACGCCGUCAAAGACGAGGCUUCUGAAAAGCCAAAGAGGAGAAGAAAGAAGACUAUCACGGAUGUCUUGGCUGCGUCUGAGCCCAAACCUGGGUGUGCCGCGGAUGUGCAAACACUCUUUUUGCAGCACUACUCAGGCACGCAUUCUGUCAUUGAGAGGGAGGAGCUGCAACUGCCAGAUUCCUGCUUCCUGCCCUGUAAUGACCUUACACACACCCUGUCUUCCUACCUGAAGGAGAUUUGCCCCAAAUGGGCAAAGAUCCAGAAAAGUCACACCGUGAAGAAGUCGGUUGUCAUACUGAUUGUCUGUAGUUCCGCCCUCCGCACAAUUGACCUUAUCAAGCAGCUGACCACUUUUAAGGGAGAAGCAAAAGUCCUAAAACUAUUUGCAAAGCACAUAAAGGUGGAGGAGCACGUGAAGCUGCUGGAGAAAGGAGUAAUGCAUAUUGGUGUGGGGACACCAGGCAGGAUCAAAGCCCUCCUUGAAAAAGACGGCCUGACCCUGCAGGCCUUGAGGUACCUGGUGCUGGACUGGAACUGGAGAGACCAGAAACUUCGGAGGAUGGUUGACAUCCCAGAGCUCAAAGGAGACAUGAUGAAACUGCUGGAAAUGGGCAUUAUUAAAGGCUGCAGGGAUGGAACAGUCAAGCUGGGUCUCUUCUAAACAACAAACUGCUUUUAUUUCUGACAUAUGUUUUGUUUUGUGAGUUGCAAAGGUUAAGCAGCAAAUGUUUUUUGUAAAUGUUACAUAUUUCUGAUGUUAACAGCAAACUGUAACCAACAGCAAAUGCAAAUACCAAUAAACCUAAAAUUAACAACUAGAGUUUAUGUG